This is a messenger RNA of Ceratotherium simum simum (southern white rhinoceros), 4184 nucleotides long. Lineage: Eukaryota; Metazoa; Chordata; Mammalia; Perissodactyla; Rhinocerotidae. The record is from RefSeq and is a predicted model, not a curated record.
GUACAUCUGGAGGCCAAGCAUCAGGGCCAGCUUGGCCGCCAGAGUCUGUUGAGGGUUUGAGCCACCCUCUGUGACUGGCAGGUCACUGGAGGGAAUAUUCUGGGCUCCUUGCACAGCUUGAGCAAAAGUUCAGGGAGGGGACAGAUGCACGUGUCAGUGAUGUCUAGAAUUUGAUGGCCCAUCAGUCAUUUACACCUUAGUAUGAAUGAGCUGCUCAGACUCUUCCCACAGGCCCUUAAUGGGGAAAAGAGAGAACAAUUUGAAGCCCACACUGGGUGCUGGGCAACAGGCAGUUACCUUCAUCAGCUGCCGCAGCGGGAACCGCAAGAGCCUGGUGGUGGGAACGCCUUCACCGACCCUUUCCCGGCCCCUCUCACCUCUGUCGGUCCCCACUGCAGGCAGCAGCCCCCUGGAUAGUCCCCGGACCUUCUCAGCUGCGUCUGCCGUCAGCUUCCCCUUUGCCCGGAGGGCUGACGGCAGAAGAUGGUCCCUCGCAUCCCUCCCGUCUUCUGGCUAUGGAACCAACACGCCCAGCUCCACCGUCUCGUCGAGCUCAUCCUCCCGGGAACGCCUCCACCAGCUUCCUUUCCAACCGACACCAGACGAACUGUGUUUCCUGUCCAAGCAUUUCCGCAGCUCAGAGAGCAUGGCUGACGAGGAGGGCGGCCACCGCUCACCCCGCCUUCGCCCCCGCUCCCGCAGCCUCAGCCCGGGACGCACGACGGGGACCUUCGACAACGAGAUCGUCAUGAUGAAUCACGUGUACCGGGAGAGAUUCCCCAAGGCCACGGCGCAGAUGGAGGGCCGCCUGCGGGACUUCCUUGCUUCCUUCUCGCCCGGCGCCCGGCUGGCACUGGCUGACGGCGUCCUGGGCUUCAUCCACCACCAGAUCAUCGAGCUGGCCCGCGACUGCCUGGCCAAGUCAGGCGAGGCGCUUGUCACCUCUCGCUACUUCCUGGAGAUGCAGGAGAAGCUGGAGAGGCUGCUGCAGGAUGCCCACGAGCGCUCGGACAGCGAGGAGGUCGGCUUCAUCGUCCAGCUGGUCCGGAAGCUGCUGAUCAUCAUCUCGCGGCCAGCCAGGCUCCUGGAGUGCCUGGAGUUUGAUCCUGAGGAGUUUUACCACCUGCUGGAGGCUGCUGAGGGCCAGGCCCGCGAGGACCAGGGCAUCAAGACCGACCUGCCGCGGUACAUCAUUGGGCAGCUGGGCCUGGCAAAGGACCCCCUCGAGGAAAUGGUGCCUCUGAGUCACCUCGAUGAUGGAGGACAGCCACCAGCCCCCGAGUGCCCGGAGAGCCGUGCCCUGGUCGGCGCCUCACGGAGGAAGCCAUGCGAGAGCGACUUCGAGACCAUCAAACUCAUUAGCAACGGGGCCUAUGGGGCUGUCUACCUGGUGCGGCACCGGGAGACCCGGCAGCGCUUCGCCAUCAAGAAGAUCAACAAGCAGAACCUGAUGCUGCGCAACCAGAUCCAGCAGGUCUUCGUGGAGCGCGACAUCCUCACCUUCGCCGAGAACCCCUUUGUGGUCAGCAUGUUCUGCUCCUUCGAGACCCGGCGCCACCUGUGCAUGGUCAUGGAGUAUGUGGAAGGCGGCGACUGUGCCACGCUCCUGAAGAACAUGGGCCCGCUGCCCGUGGACAUGGCCCGCAUGUACUUCGCCGAGACAGUGCUGGCGCUCGAGUACCUGCACAACUACGGCAUCGUGCACCGGGACCUCAAGCCUGACAACCUGCUCAUUACCUCGCUCGGCCACAUCAAGCUGACUGACUUCGGCUUGUCCAAGAUCGGGCUCAUGAGCAUGGCCACCAACCUUUACGAGGGCCACAUCGAGAAGGACACUCGGGAGUUUGUGGACAAGCAGGUGUGCGGGACGCCUGAGUACAUUGCCCCCGAGGUAAUCUUCCGCCAGGGCUACGGGAAGCCGGUGGACUGGUGGGCCAUGGGCGUCGUCCUCUACGAGUUCCUGGUGGGCUGCGUGCCUUUCUUCGGAGAUACCCCCGAGGAACUCUUUGGCCAGGUGGCCAGUGAUGAGAUCAUGUGGCCAGAGGGGGAUGAGGCCCUUCCAGCUGAUGCCCAGGACCUUAUCACCAGGCUGCUCCGACAGAGCCCACUGGACCGUCUGGGCACUGGUGGCACCCACGAGGUGAAGCAGCACCCCUUCUUCUGGACGCUCGACUGGGCGGGGCUUCUGCGACACAAGGCCGAGUUCGUGCCGCAGCUCGAAGCCGAGGACGACACCAGCUACUUUGACACGCGCUCGGAGCGUUACUGCCACCUGGGCUCGGAGGACGACGAGACCAACGACGAGGAGUCGUCUGCAGAGAUCCCUCAGUUCUCGUCCUGCUCCCACCGGUUCAGCAAGGUCUACAGCAGCUCUGAGUUCCUGGCCGCCCAGCCCACCCCAACCUUCACCGAACGGAGCUUCAGUGAGGACCGGGAGGAAGGCUGGGAGCGCAGCAGUGAGGGGGAGUACGGCCGCCGGCUAAGCACUGAUGUCCGGCUGAGGUCCUGGACGUCCUCCGGGUCCUCCUGCCACUCAUCCCUGUCCCAGCAUGAGCGGGGCCCCAGCCCGUCUCUCCUGAGCACCAUCAGCCUAGACACCAUGCCCAAGUUUGCCUUCUCGUCAGAGGAUGAGGGGGCCGGCCCAGCCUCUGUGGGCCCCAAGAAGCCCAUCUUCGUUCUGGGGGAGCCUGACCCGCCCCCGGCAGCCACCCCGGUGACACCCAAGCCCUCAAGCCUUUCUGCUGACACAGCCGCCCUCAGCCACGCGCGCCUACGAAGCAACAGCACUGGCGCCCGGCACUCCACACCUCGGGCCCUGGAUGCCGCCCGGGGCCGCCGCCUGGGGGGCCUGAGAGACCCAGCCCCCGAGAAGAGCAGGGCUGCCCCCGGCGGGGGCCGCGUGCCCAAGUCGGCCUCGGUGUCUGCCCUGUCGCUCAUCAUCACGGCAGAUGACGGCAGCGGCGGCCCCCUCAGGAGCCCCCUGUCCCCACGCUCGCUCUCCUCGAACCCCUCGUCCCGAGACUCCUCUCCAAGCCGAGACCCGUCCCCCGUGUGUGGCAGCCUGCGGCCCCCCGUCGUCAUCCACAGCUCGGGCAAGAAGUACGGCUUCAGCCUGCGGGCCAUCCGCGUCUACAUGGGCGACAGCGACGUCUACACGGUGCACCACGUCGUCUGGAGCGUGGAGGAGGGCAGCCCGGCCCAGGAGGCAGGCCUGCGAGCUGGAGACCUCAUCACCCACAUCAACGGGGAGUCGGUCCUGGGGCUGGUGCACAUGGACGUUGUCGAGCUGCUACUGAAGAGCAGCCACAAGGUCUCCCUCCGCACCACGGCCCUGGAGGACACCUCCAUCCAGGUGGGCCCCGCCCGGAAGGACGUGGCCAAGGCCCGCAUGGCGCGCAGGAGCAAGCGGAGCCGCCGGCGGGAGACCCAGGACCGGCGAAAGUCGCUCUUCAAGAAGAUCUCAAAACAGUCGUCUGUGCUGCACACCAGCCGCAGCUUCUCCUCCGGUCUCCACCACUCCCUGUCGUCCAGCGAGAGCCUCCCGGGCUCGCCCACCCACAGCCUCUCCCCCAGCCCGACCACGCCCUGCCGCAGCCCAGCUCCCGAGCCCCCGGCAGACACCGCCUCCCCACCCAGUGCAUCCCCAAGCUCCAGCAGCCCUGCCUCUCCGGCUGCCACUGGCCACACCCGCCCCAGCUCCCUGCAUGGCCUGGCCGCCAAGCUCGGGCCACCCCGCCCCAAGACUGGCCGCCGCAAGUCCACCAGCAGUAUCCCACCCUCCCCGCUGGCCUGCCCACCUGGACCCGCGCCCCCGCCCCGCUCACCCUCGCCACUGCCGGGUCACCCAUCUGCGCCCACCUGGUCUCCACGGUUGCGCCGCGGCCAGUCUGCUGACAAGCUGAGUGCGGGCGAGCGGCUGGAAGGGGAGCCAGGGCGCCGCAGCCGCGGGCCGGACUCGGAGCUGGUGGUCAUGCGGCGGCUGCACCUGUCCGAGCGCCGAGACUCCUUCAAGAAGCAAGAGGCCGUGCAGGAGGUGAGCUUCGACGAGCCACCAGAGGAGACCGCUGGGCCAGCCGCCUCGGUGCCGCAGAUUGCUGUAGAGGGCGCCGAGGCCGUGCUGGGAGCCCUUGGACCCACCGGGGAGGACUAAGCCCUCCCACCUGGCCCCCCCCCAGCCUGGCAGU